UCGGCCGCCAUUUUGCUGCCUCUGCCGAAGCGAGCAGCUUCAUUCGGGGAGCGCGAGCCUCGCCGCCGCCGCCGCCACUGUCCGCCCGCCAGCCACAGCCAGCGUCCUCCGAGAUGUCGGCUAAUACUGCUGUACCACCUGCGGCUGCCGGAGGAGAGGCCGGGGGUCCUCCCCCCCCACCGCCCAACCUCACCAGUAACCGGAGGCUCCAGCAAACCCAGGCUCAAGUGGAUGAGGUUGUGGACAUCAUGCGAGUGAACGUAGAUAAGGUCCUCGAGAGAGAUCAGAAGCUUUCGGAGCUGGACGACCGUGCCGAUGCCCUUCAAGCCGGAGCAUCCCAAUUCGAAACCAGCGCCGCCAAGCUUAAGCGCAAAUACUGGUGGAAGAACUUAAAGAUGAUGAUAAUCCUGGGGGUGAUAUGCGCCAUUAUCUUGAUCAUCAUCAUUGUUUACUUCAGCACUUAGUGGAACUUCUCCGAGACGUUUUUCCCCAUCCAGGAACAGCGGCCGGGAGAGGCGCACGGGGCCAAGUCUUCCAGCGCCAGCUUCCCCUCCAUACACCCCCCCUCGCCCCCCUUACCCCUCCCUCCCUCUCCCCUCCCUCCCCUCCCCGUGUGUGUGAGUGUGCGUUGCGUGUGGGUGUCUUGUAAAUAGCCCGAUUUGUUAUUUAUACCUAUACAUAUAUACAUAUACAUAUAUAUAUAUACAUAAAAUAUAUAUAUAUUAUAUUAUAUUAUAUUUUGUCUGUUUGUAGAUUUCUAUCUAGACUUUCUAUGUGUCGCGCAACCUCGGCCCUGGGUUUUCCCCCCCCUCCCCCGCCGUGUUUUUUCAGUGUCUUUGAUUUUUAACAACAACCCUACGAGGACCAAGACUCGCCUGACGGAUUCUGCCCUCCGUAUCCCCCUUCCCCAAUUCGGUGGGCUCCUGACCCCCCUUUUUUUCCCCCGGGGAAAUUGCCAUGCUGAGCACACCCAGCCUUGGAUUGUGUUUCUCCCCCCCCCCCCCCCCAAAUAUUCUGGAAUCUGGAAGAUCCUUAGUAAGAAGCCGGCUAGUUGGGGGGGUACGAAGUUCUCCCUCUUCGGAGUCACUCCCCCGUUUUACUCUCUUCGGCCACACUGCUAGUCCUCAGCGUCUUCGCCAUCUCUCCUCCCAUCUUACCCUUUCUCUCCUGUCCCACCCACCCACCCCCCGGGCCUGCCGGGUGAUCUCCUCUUAAACCUUUUUAUUUAUUAACUUGAAUUCGACUUGUACUGCCAGGUUUUUUGGGGGGGGGGUUUUCCCUAAGUGUCUCAGCUCGCCUGGCGUUGGGGAGUUAGCGCCGCUGCCUCUCCCGGGGGACAGUCCCGAGUGCGAAUCCUCCCCCCCCCCCCCCGCGCGCGGCGUUCUCUUUCCUUCUCUGCCUCCUCCGGACCACGGUGGGACUUUUUAACUGCCAUUCACAGUCUUGUUGUAGAAACCGUUCCCCUCUCUCUCUCUCUCCCCCCCCCCGUUGUUUUGAUUUUCGGAACAACGGGCGAACGACGCAACGAGCGUGUGACUCUUUUACAUUCCACUCGUCCUUCUCCCAAAGGAGAGACGAGAAGACAACUUUCCCCCUCUUGUAGGACCUGUGUUUUCUUGCGAUCACUGCCUCAAACCCGUAAGGAGUCGUGUGCCUGUGAGUGGGUGUGCAUGCGUGGGUGUGUACGUGUGAAUACAAUAAGAGCAACGGAGGAGGAGGAGGAGCGGAAGGUUAGGGGGGCUCCUGCCCGUCUCCUUGCGGAAGACGCAAAAGAGCAUUUGCUGAGCGGAACACAAAAAUAUCAGAUUUGGCGACACCGGCAUUCGUUGCGGCUCGUUCCCGGGACCGGGAGAGACCCUUCCCGACCGGUCCCGAGAACGAAACGAGGGCUGCGCCGUGGUUCUAAUCCUGCGGUGAAGCUAUAAUUUAUUCUUUAGGAUUUCAUUUAUUUAUUUUUGUCGACGCUGUUCUCUUUCCCGACGAAGGUGGGUUUCAAGCAGGAGACGGAAAGGGCUCGGUAUGAAUGGCGGUGGAUAACAGACGCCCCUCCCUCCUCCUCCUCUUCCUCUUUGUGCACCCCCUCCCCAAUGUUGGCCCUGUCCAAAGCUUGGCCACUUUUCAGCUUUGCAAAAAAACGUUGUCGUUGUGAUCCUUGUGACGAGUGACCACCUCCUCAACCCCCCACCUCCCGUUUUCAGCACAAACUGCCAUGUUUCCUGGGCCUGUUUAUGACGUUGGCUACCUGUGAGGUUUUUUUUUUUU
Molecule: messenger RNA, 2262 nt
Organism: Crotalus tigris (Tiger rattlesnake)
Lineage: Eukaryota; Metazoa; Chordata; Lepidosauria; Squamata; Viperidae
Gene: VAMP2
Product: vesicle associated membrane protein 2
Exons: 5
Coding region: 114-464 (116 amino acids)
Biological process (GO): vesicle fusion; vesicle-mediated transport; SNARE complex assembly
Cellular component (GO): plasma membrane; SNARE complex
Molecular function (GO): SNAP receptor activity; syntaxin-1 binding
Source: RefSeq, a predicted model, not a curated record